AUGAAUGAAAGUGAGGGCGAACAAGAGUGUGGUGUUUCGACGCCAAAGAAAAAACGCGUUGAAAGAGGCGAUUUAAAAGUGAAGAAAAAACAUAGACAACAAAAAUACGGAGUCGAAUGGGAGAGUGAUCCAAAAUUUAGUAAGUGGCUUACUCGUGAUCCUCAAGAUAAUUUCAAAUCACGAUGUAAAAUGGCAGACAAGAAAAAAGAUGGCACUGAGCCAGAAGGCGAAGAAGAAUUUUCUGUUGAAAAGGUGUUAGAUCGACGCGUGAGAAAUGGAAAGGUGGAGUACUAUUUAAAAUGGAAGGGUUAUAGUGAUGAAGACAACACAUGGGAACCUGAAGAAAAUCUCGAUUGUCCUGAUCUUAUACAAGCCUUUGAAGAGGCAAGAAAAAAGAAAGAAGCAGAGGGUAAAGGGAAAAUUGAAAAAGAUGCAAAGAAAAGAAAAUCAAAUGCUGCCACUCCGGAUUUGAAAGGUGCUAAAAAAAGUAAAAGUGAUGAUAAGAAGGCUUCUGGAUUUGACCGUGGGCUUGAACCAGAGAAAAUUAUUGGUGCCACAGAUAGUAGUGGAGAAUUAAUGUUCCUAAUGAAAUGGCAAGGUACGGAUGAAGCAGACUUAGUGCCAGCUAAGCAGGCCAAUCAGCAGAUGAAGCCAAUACUGAGGAUUAGCGAAGGUAUGCAAUUCUGCAAAGAAUAUCUCACACAAAAGAAAAUUCAUUGUAAGAAGCAGACAGUUUUUCACCAUUAUUUUUAUAAGUGCAUUUUUGCACAACAAAAG
Brenthis ino (lesser marbled fritillary) is the source of this 777-nucleotide messenger RNA. The record is from the annotation of a GenBank genome assembly. NCBI's taxonomy places the organism in Eukaryota, Metazoa, Arthropoda, Insecta, Lepidoptera, Nymphalidae.